Molecule: messenger RNA, 843 nt
Organism: Mycena indigotica
Lineage: Eukaryota; Fungi; Basidiomycota; Agaricomycetes; Agaricales; Mycenaceae
Exons: 2
Coding region: 1-843 (280 amino acids)
Source: RefSeq, a predicted model, not a curated record
AUGGCCACCACACUAUUUUACUGCCAGCGACAGGGUCCAUGUACCCAUGUCUACAAUAAUUCCAAAUCCCUCACAAUUCAUCGAAACACCUGCAAAGAUUCUAAUGAGAAGGAUGAUGGAAUGGAUGUUGCCCUGGCUGCAUAUAGAGCCCGCAAAGCUGCAGCUCGGAUAUCUGUAGCAGAACGGGCAACUACUAUAGCUGAAGUUCCUAAUAUUCGCUUGCAAACUCCUGAACCAGUACCACAUGAACCACUUUUUGUCAAUCCCCCGCCAGAGAUACCACCACAGGAGCCUUCUCCCCUCCCUGAGCAGCCUGCUAGCCGUGGAGCUCAAGCCAAACAACCCACAUGGAAAAUCUUGCAACAACUUCCAGAAGCACCAGUGCCACUGCCGGACAAGCCCAUGGACGAGCUGCCUCAGGCACCACAAGCGAGCAUAAUUGCCGAAAAUAUUAUCCAAUGGCCUAUUCACACAUCCCCCAACAAUUUUGGUCCAUUUCGCGAAUAUCCUUCCCUCCCCAGCCACAAUCCCGAUACCAACCUUGCACUCGGCGACAUAUCUGAUAUUCCUUCCCCCAAGCCACCAAAUCAAAUCAUGACUGGGGAAACCCAAUUGUCCCCGCUGGCUGCUCCGCUGGAAGCCCUGCAAGCUGUCACUGCCAUAAACGACAUAUUGUAUGGACUGUUCGAAAACUUCAUAACAUGGGGCUUCAUGAACUGGAUAUGGACCGGCUCUGCAAAGAAGAGCAUUAGCAAGGGAAUGAAAUUAUUGGAGUAUCUCAAGUCGCUGUUAUUCAAGUUAGCAGACUUGAUCGCUUUUGACUUGAAAGCAGAAACCUAUUGA